Molecule: messenger RNA, 1793 nt
Organism: Schizophyllum commune H4-8
Lineage: Eukaryota; Fungi; Basidiomycota; Agaricomycetes; Agaricales; Schizophyllaceae
Exons: 4
Coding region: 1-1383 (460 amino acids)
Source: RefSeq, a predicted model, not a curated record
AUGGAAGGCGCAGCCAAGUCUCAGAAUCCAUUGUUCGACUCUUGUUCGGCCGAUCCCGAUUCGGGCCGGUGCCUAUUCAUGCGGGCCGGACUUCCCGUCAGCGCUGGAGUGCCUUGUAUUUUCCCUCCUGCUGACGCCCAUCCCCUCGUCUACGCCUCCUCGUCCGCAAUGCCCCCUUCUAUGCUAUCAAGCUCUAUCUCUACUCAGAAAGACAUGGACGCUUUGCCGAUCAUCAAUUACCGCCUCAUCAACCUGGACACUGGCUACUACCGUCGCCAGAUGGAACACUUCGAGUACUACUGGGGUAUGGAGAAAGGGACACUCGAUCUCUCGACGCCACUGAACCAUAUACAACUUCGCAGCGAUAUGGCCGAACGCAUGGACCAAUCCUUGUGGGCCAUCCUUCCUACCAAGAAGACCCUCGACGCCAUUAACGCUCUGUCCGAAGUCAACAAGACCGCAGGCAUUGACCAAAGGAAGCACUUCACCGAAGAACUUCCAGAACAAGAGUACGAAUAUGAAUUUCUGUCACUAUGCGGCACCAAGCGGGACCGACCGUCGAUGUACCUCAAGCGAGGCUCGACUGUCAGGACGAUCAAGAAGGCAUAUUCCAAAGUACCGCGCAUCAGGUCUCGCGCACAUCCUCUCUUCGUGAUCUUCCACGCAUAUCAUCAAAUACUGUCCGGUUAUUCGCUCUCCGAUGCGAAAGCGGAGCGACUCAUCCGAUUAACGAGUGCCGUGACACGCCCGUGGAACAAAUCCCCCCCUGUCGAGUUCACCGUGGGGCCCGAUGUCUGGCAGAAACAUCGACAUCCCUCGAGCGAUGACGGCUCCGUUGCGCGCGCCCAGCUGAAGACCUGCAAUCCUUCACGUGCGCAAAUGCUGGAGCGCUCCUCACGCAGGUCUACUCGCGCUCCUUCUCCCCAGCCCAAACAUCGCCAGGACAGGCCCUCCAUCUAUGAUCAUGCACGGCGACGGCCAUCUCCUCCCAAGUCACCCGUUCUUCCUCGAAGCGCGCGUGCUUCCGAGUCCGGGUCCUCCGACAGCGCCGCCCAUGUCGAUUUCUCGCCAACCGACCUCCGAGACUGGCUGGAAUCGAUCAGUCCUAAGCCAAAGUCCAAGUCGAAGAACACAUUUCCCCCUUCGCCAAAAUGCGACGCCGUCCUUGCGCGGUAUCGGAAGGAGUCGGCUCGCGAGCCUCGGAACGCACUGCGCGUCACGCUGAUGCUCACCACCAGUGGAUUGGUGGGUGGGGGCAGCACCGAGACAAGUCGCUCCAUCUACUGUAGCAACGACUGGGCGAUGAAUAUCUAUGACAAGUGUCUGUGGUCGUCUAAUCCGCCCGAGGGAGCCCAAUUCGACUACAUCGACCUCAUCCCAUAGCCCUUAAGCACCCUACGAGCCCCUUUUGGACGACACUCCAUGCUCUUCAACCUCGCAAUGUUGCAGGCCAUCGCGAUAGCCGACGGUGUACUCGGCUACGGAUGAACUCCUCAGAUCCGGCACGCGACACCGGACCACGCAGCUUCCGCGACGCCUUCCCCUUGGCUGCGUCGUUGUGUAUGCAUGUGUACGGCCCGACGACCUAUGGGAUCAGUACGACCGUUCCCCGUAGCUAGACGGCGAUAGCGCUAUCGCACGCGCGGGGGAGCACGCCUCCUAUGACCGACCCUCGGGACCAUCACACGUCCAAGCUCCUUGUGGUUUCGGGCCAGGCUCUCGACUCGAUGUGCGAAAGGUCGUGUGCUUCUACACGCAGAACGGCGACGAUGGGGGUGCUCGUCAUGCUUGCG